UGACAGAGUCGCCCGCUAUAAAGCACCUGCCGGUCCUGCAGCAGAGACAAGAUCAAGCCCACCAUGGCCAAGGCGACGGCCCUCUGCCUGCUUCUGGUCCUGCUGCUCCUGGCUCCAGUGCUGCCGGCGCCACACCAGCGAGGGCUCAUCUUCAACUUGAGCACCGGGGAGCUGUGCCUGCAGAGCGCCCAGUGCGAGAGUGGCUGCUGCCACCGGCAGGAUGGCCUGAGCCUGGCCCGUUGUGCACCGAAGGCAGCAGAGUCCCAGGAUUGCUCCCCAAAGAGCAUCUAUGGGGUCUACUACCGGUGUCCUUGCGAGAGAGGCUUGACCUGUGACGUUGAUAGGACCAUCGUAGGCUCUGUCACCAACAGUGACUUUGGCAUCUGCACGGAUCCCAAUGGGUCACGGUGAAGGAGGAGACCCCCUGGUGCUGUCCUGCCUUUCCCCUCCUCAAGGAUGCCCAGGUCUGCCCGUGCUGCCCUGGCUGCAGGCGCGUUGAGUAAAGAGCAUCUGCUGAGCUGCAAA
Columba livia (rock pigeon) is the source of this 525-nucleotide messenger RNA. It is a transcript of the gene CLPS, whose product is annotated as colipase. Gene Ontology annotation, molecular function: enzyme activator activity; lipase binding. Gene Ontology annotation, biological process: positive regulation of catalytic activity; digestion; lipid catabolic process. The coding region runs from base 64 to 411 and encodes 115 amino acids. Gene Ontology annotation, cellular component: extracellular region. The record is from RefSeq and is a predicted model, not a curated record. Lineage: Eukaryota; Metazoa; Chordata; Aves; Columbiformes; Columbidae. The transcript is spliced from 3 exons.